UUUAUUAUCUGAAUUACUCUAUUAAAAACCGACAAAAAAUGGUUACUUUAAAUCAACCAAAUCUUCAAAAGAUUCUUCAUCUUCCGGCCUCUCAACGAGCCGUUCCAUAUGCUGUUAUGGCUACUGCAGUUUGUGUAGCUACUUAUUAUCUCCUAAAUGUUAGAGAACCAGUUGGAAUUCAUUCUCUAAAGAAAGGAAAGGACCAAACGGAAAAGAAAAAUUAA
Messenger RNA from Meloidogyne enterolobii, 224 nucleotides. Lineage: Eukaryota; Metazoa; Nematoda; Chromadorea; Rhabditida; Meloidogynidae. The record is from the annotation of a GenBank genome assembly.